Daldinia loculata is the source of this 1168-nucleotide messenger RNA. RefSeq lists its product as uncharacterized. The transcript has 2 exons. Lineage: Eukaryota; Fungi; Ascomycota; Sordariomycetes; Xylariales; Hypoxylaceae. The record is from RefSeq and is a predicted model, not a curated record. Bases 105 to 713 code for a protein of 202 amino acids.
CCCACUUGCCUAAAUCCGCAAAGAUUAAUUCUUUCUGCCGAAUAAUCAACGCCGUACAAUCUUCUUGUACAACUACUUAUAUCAAGAUUGUAGUGCAGUCCAAUAUGACAGAAUCCGACAGCGAGGUUAGGCGUCAGUGGUCGCCCACUCGAGAAGAAUAUUCUCAGCUAUGGAAAGAUUCCCGCUUAUCCAUUCCGCCUUUAAUUCGCAUUCCAGCUGCGGCGUUGACAGCAUUUGGUGUAGGCAUGACUUUGGGUCUCGCCCAAGGUAGUAAGAUGGCCGGCUUACGGUUUAGAGCCGAACAUGCUCACAGACUACCUACAACUACAACCGGGUGGUACCUAUAUCACAAGAGCAAGAACUACCAUCUGGCAUAUGGUGGGUUGAAGGAAGGAUUUAAGGUCGGUGUGAGGCUCAGUGUUCUGAGUACCUCCAUGUUCUGCGCCGAGAAUCUGUUUGAUGUAUACCGAGGCACCAAGGAUCUUUUCAGCACCGUGAUGGCCAGUCUAGCUGUGGCUGGUGGCUUCAGUUUUUGGAAUCGCUUUUCAGCUGCGGAAACUGCGAGGACUGCUAGAAAAGGCCUCAUAUUCGGAUUCGCAUACGGUGCUGUCCAGGACAUGGUGUCUCUUGCCAAAGGUCGGUCUGUUGGGUAUAUCGAGUUCAUCCGGAGGCAUAUCGGAAAGGUCACUCAACUUGAGGAGAAGACGACGUGAAACUAGGGUUGUUAACAUCACGGAUUUGAGGUAGACACCCACUUACAUCCGCGUUGUGCCGAGAGCGUCGCAAAGGGCUAUAGGCUUUAGCUCGGUCUCGGCCCUGACAGUACAUAUAUCUACACUGCGGCUCCAUGCAUAGGAGUAGUGCUAUAAUAACCGCACUAGACAGCUUACCCACUUGUUCGGAUGGGACGCGGUGUCUACCUACCUAGGUACAUUAUAGGGGAACAUAAAGGCCGUCAUGGCUACUAAGACGUUGGUAGAAUGCCGUCAAAAAAGAUACUAGCCAUCGCAGUAUAAGUCAUGGUUUUUGACGGCAUUCUGCCUGGUGAGGAUUGUGUCUAAGAGACAUGAUCACGGGCUAGUUAGCCAAUAAGGCACGUGGCUUACUCGAGAUCAAGUUACGUUAUAGUUUACCCGACAGAACAUCAUUAUGAAUCAGCGGGUUCGGC